Messenger RNA from Racocetra fulgida, 369 nucleotides. The record is from the annotation of a GenBank genome assembly. NCBI's taxonomy places the organism in Eukaryota, Fungi, Glomeromycota, Glomeromycetes, Diversisporales, Gigasporaceae.
GAAUUAAAAGAAGAAACGAUUAAGGAGCUACAAGAACAGUUUAAUGAGUUAAAUGGACAGACCAAUCAAGUAGAAGGUGAUGAACCCAGUUUAUCGCAAGUUGCACAAGCAAAAAAGAAAAAUAGAUCAGCGAUGAAAUCUUUUUUUUCUUCAAUUCAACAGCAACGUAAUGAAUCCUCCAAUCAAUCAGAAUUUGAUAAAUACCUUUUCAUUCCUCAAAUAGACCAAACCGAAGAAAAUAAUCCACUAACUUGGUGGAAGCAACGAAAAUCAGAUUUUCUGAUGCUCUGCUUAUUUGCAAAAAAGUAUCUUUCCAUUCCUGCAUCUUCUAUUCCUUCUGAACGCCUAUUUUUAGAUGCGGGCAACCAU